AUUUCCCAGGCGUCCCCUUUGCUGUUUAGGCGCUAGAAGAUGAGGGGGCAUCAGAUGGUCCCGCUCUGUGUCCUCCUGGGCGUCCUGUUUGCAGGACUCCUCCCCAACCUUGAGGCUCAGGAAGGUCUGGCAGUUGGAAAAAGAGACAUCAUUUUCCUAAUCGAUAGUACAAUGGGUGCAACGAUCAUCAAUUCUGUGCGUGAAUUCAUCAAGCGGUUUGUGGAAAUCAUGCCGAUUGGCCCAGAUCAAGUUCAAGUGGGCGUGGCCCAGUUCGGCAAUGUCCCUCGACUUGAGAUGGAUCUCAACUCCUAUGGGUCCAGGGAGGAAUUAACUGCGGCUUUGAGCUCUAUCAAACCAAGACCUGGACAGACCGUUAACAUUGGAGCAGCCUUGGACUUUGUGCGGACAAAUAUGCUGCGGCCUGAGAAGGGCAGUCGUAUGAACCAGGGGAUACCCCAGGUUUUACUGCUGAUGACCAGCAAAAAGUCCAGUGACAGUGUGGAAGCACCAGCUUUGGCCCUGCAGAGACUGGGCGUGUUGACUCUAGCUGCAGGCUCCAAAACGGCAGAGGUGCCGGAGCUGCAGCAGAUAGCCUUUGCUGACAGCGUUGCAUUCUAUAUGAGGGACUUCCGGCAAUUGAUUCGCAACCCAAAGGACAUAGUUGAUGCGCUCUCCACUCUAGCUGGGGUGGUGGUGACUGAACAACCCACAGAGCCAGUGGUGGAGAUAACAACAGUGCACACUCAAAUAGUGGUCAGAGACAUUGUCUUCCUUGUGGAUGGCUCAACCUACAUUGGCAGCAGUAACUUUCCUUUCAUGAGAGACUUCAUUAUCAACGUGGUCAACCAGCUGGAUGUAGGUCCUGAAAGAGUCCAGAUUGGUCUCCUGCAGUUUGCUGACCGUCCAAAAAUUGAAUUUUAUCUGAACAGUCACAGCAACAGGCAAGAUGUUGUGGAUAAAAUCUCUCAACUCAGACUCUCCGGAGGCUCAGUUCUGAAUACAGGCGCUGCUAUGAAUUAUGCCCUUGAAAACAUGUUCAGGGUAUCAACUGGCUCACGCAGGAGGCAGGGAGUCCAGCAGGUGUUGGUUCUGAUCACCGGUGGUCCAGCCCAGGAUCAGAAUCAGGUCAAAUCUGUAGCUGAUAAAUUGGCUUUGGCUGGUGUUUUGACCUUCACAGUCAGCUCUGGGCAAGCAGAUGAAGCGCUAAUGAGGAAUGUUGCCUUUGUUCCAGAUUUGGCUUACCAUGAAACAAGCUUCUCUAGUUUACCAGCUGUAGCUGAAGUAAUCAUGUCAAAGUUGAUAACAGUUGUUGGCGAUACAGAUACAGUGACAUCCGUAUUCCCUGAUGAACCUGCUGCUGGAGGGGAAAGGGAUGUUGCCUUUCUCAUUGAUGGCACAGAAAGUGUUCGUGGAGAUUUUGAAUACAUCAGGGAUUUUAUCAUUAAAGUCAUUGAACCACUUGACAUCGGGAUUGACAAAGUGCGAGUGUCAGUGGUUCAACACAGUGAGAGUCCAACACCAACGUUCUACCUUAACACGUAUCAAACCAAAGAUGAGGUAAUAAGAGCUGUCAAUGGAAUGACUCUGACUGGUGGACGAACCUUAAACACAGGAACUGCUCUUAGAUUCAUGAAGGAUACCAUCUUGUCUGAAAGGCAUGGUAGCCGUUCCUUACAAAAUGUCCCUCAGUUUCUCAUCGUUUUGACUGGAGGCAGAUCUAGGGACAAUGUGAAGGAUCCUGCAGGAGCGCUGAAAACAGACGGGGUCGUACCAUUUGGUGUUGGUGUUAGAGAUGCAGACCCGAGGCAGAUUGCGGCCAUUUCGCACAACCCUUCCUUUGCCUUCAAUUUGAGGGAAUUCAGUGAGCUUAGCACUGUACCACAAAAGCUCAACAACUACGUGAGCCUUCCAAGGGAAGAGCUGACCCUGGUUCUACAGCAAGUACAAAGCAAUGCUGCAAAAAGAGAUAUUGUGUUCCUACUGGAUGGCUCUGAUAACACAAGAAAUGGAUUCCCAGAGAUAAAGCUCUUUGUUAAGAGCAUAGUGGAGAGCCUGUCUGUCAGUGAGAGCCAUGACAGAGUGUCUGUGGUUCAGUUCGCUGCUAACCCUGAUGUCAACUUUUAUCUGAAUUCUCAUAAGACAAAGAAUGACAUGCUAAAUGCUAUAGAUAAGUUAAGACACAAGGGUGGGAGACGCCUGAAUAUAGGGGGAGCUCUCCAGUUUGUGAGGCACAGUGUCUUCACUUCUUCCACGGGCAGUAGAAGACUAGAAGGAGUGCCCCAGAUUUUGAUUGUUCUAAUUACAAAACCAUCCAGUGAUAAUGUGAGAAGCUCAGCGUCUGCCCUUAAAGAGCAUGACAUUGUGUCAGUGGGGGUUGGAGUGGGAGAUGCAAAUCUUUCUGAGUUGGAAAUGAUUGCCUACAAACCUGGUUUCACAUACAAAGUCACGGAUUUCUCUGAGUUGCCCUCAGCACAAUCACAACUUGCUGCUAUACUGAACAUAACCAAAGAGACUGGGGAAACCAUGACUGGAAUCUCUGAUUUAUUAGUUGAAUUAGAGUCCCCUCAAAGAGACAUAGUGUUUCUAAUUGAUGGGUCGGAUGACACACGGAAUGGCUUCCCUGCUAUGAAAAGCUUUGUCCAAAAAGUGGUAGAAACACUCAGUGUUGGUGAGAACAAAGACCGUGUGUCUGUGAUCCAGUAUAGCAGGGAUCCACAGACACAUUUCAGUUUGAACACCUACAAUGAAAAACUAAAUGUCCUUGCUGCAGUCCAGCAGUUGAACCACAAAGGAGGCAGACCCCUUAACACUGGGGCGGCUCUUGACUACGUGAGGAAAAAUGCUUUUGCUGAUUCUUCUGGAAGUCGACAUCAGGACGGUGUCCCUCAAAUAUUGAUUUUGUUGAGUGGGGGAAGAUCUCAAGAUGAUGUUGCAAUUGCUGCUGCGGCUCUAAAACAGGACAAAGUUGUUCCAUUCUGUGUAGGAACAAGAACUUCAGACAUAAUCGAGCUCCAAAUGAUUGCACAUAACCCUUCCUAUGCCUUCUCUGUGCUCGGGUUUGAUGAUAUUGGGAGCAUCUAUCAACAACUUGCCGCAUUUGUGAAAAGAGUGCCUCGACAGCAGUCACGGCUAAAACCACAAAAUGCAUUAGUUUCUACAGAUCCAACUGAGUCCAUUCAACACGAUAUUGUAUUUUUACUGGAUUGUUCAGAUGAAAUGCAAAAUGACUUUAAGGCAAUGACUGGCUUUGUUGAGAGAAUGGUUGACAAAUUCAAUGUGGAUGAAAACAAAGAUCGUGUUUCAGUGGUGCAGUACAGCAGAGAACCCUCUGUUGAUUUUUUUCUGAACACACACAAAACACAGAAGGAUGUUGCUGGCAAUGUGCGCAUUCUGAGGCAUAAAGGAGGCAGACCCCUAAAUUCUGGUGCAGCCCUUCAGUACGUCAAGGAUAAUGUUUUCACUGCCUCUUCUGGAAGUAGGCACCAACAGGGUGUCCCUCAGAUUUUGGUUCUUUUAACUGGCGGACGAUCCAGUGAUGAUGUCAGAAAUGCUGUAAAAAACUUGAGAGGAUUCGGUGCGAUGGUAUAUGUGGUUGGAAUAAAGAAUGCAGAUACCCUUGAGAUACAGUCUAUUUCACAGGAAGCCAGUCAUGCUUUCUUUGCAGCAGACUCCAGUAAUCUGUCAGACAUUGAACAGCAAAUAUUUUCUGAAAUCAUGAACAAUGAAACCUCUGCUAUCAAACACACAUUAUAUGAUCCCAACAGAAGAGAUGUUGUUUUUUUGCUUGAUGGUUCUGAUGAUUCUCAGCGAAGAUUCCCAGAUAUCAAAGAUUUUGUGCAGAGAAUAGUGGCAGACCUGAAUAUUGAUGCAAACAGAGAUCAUGUGGCUGUGCUCCAGUACAGUAACGCGCCAGAGAUUGAUUUUGACUUGAGACGUUACUCAACACAGGAUGAUGUUCUUGAUGCAGUAAGAGGCCUCAGUCACAAAGGAGGUUAUCCUCACAACAUUGGAGCAGCUCUCCAGUAUGUAAAGGACCAUGUAUUUACUCCUGAAUUAGGAAGUAGACUCCUUGAGGGAGUUCCACAGAUACUUAUACUACUAAGUGGUGGAAGAUCUGAGGAUGACAUAAGGACCCCGGUCCGGAUGCUGAAAGACACCGGUGUCAUUACAAUUGCCAUUGGAACAACUGACGCUGACACCCUACAGCUGCAAACGAUUUCUCAUGAACCCAAUUAUGCAGUCUCUAUUACUGAUUACGAGGAACUUCCGACAGCUAAGCAGGAUGUGUUGUCAUUGUUAAGAGAUGCUUCUCAACGUCCAGAGCAAACCACUUCCCCAAAAGGUUUUGAUUCAGAGAAAAAAGAUGUAGUAUUUCUUAUUGAUGGAUCACAUGACUCACGAAACAGCUUUGAAGAGAUACAAGGCUUUGUUGAAAAAAUGGUUGAAAGUUUAAAUCUUGAUGAGAACAGAGACCAAGUGGCUAUUGUUCAAUUCAGCCGUGAUGCCACAGCCAAUUUCUACCUGAAUUCCUAUUCAACCAAGAACGAUGUGCUCAAUUCCAUAAGAACAAUAAGACAUAAGUUGGGCAGACCUCUUAACAUUGGCAAAGCACUUGAGUUUGUCAAAGACAAUGUCUUUGCUGACUCAGUUGGAGGCAGAAGUGCAGAAUCAAUCCCUCAAUAUUUGUAUGUUUUUAGUGGUGGGAGGUCAGGGGAUGAUGUCAGAGGACCAGCACAAUCACUCAAAGAAAAUGGCAUAAAUACUUUUACUAUUGGAACAAAGAAUGCUGAUACAUUGGAAAUGCAAACCAUCUCUUUCACUCCAGCACAUUAUUUUCAUGUCACAAACUUUAACAAUCUGCAAAGCAUACCUACAUCUGUAGAAGCCACAUUGAGGGGUGUUCAAGAAACAACAGAAAUGCCAACUGCAAUUGACACUUCCACAAUUUCAAAGUUAAAGCUGCUGAGUGCCGAUGUUGUUUUUCUUAUUGAUGGAUCAGAUGAAAUGCGAGCAAGUGAAAGACACAUUUUUGAUUUUGUCAAAGAGUUUGUUAAGCAAACAGAAAUUGGGCCAAGCAAGGUGCAAGUGGCUCUGACUCAGUACAGCACAGAGCCCACUUCUGAGUUUUUCUUGAACACGCACUCACUUAAAGAUGAUGUCAUCGGUCAUUUGAGCAAUGUCAAACUAAAAGGAGGGUUCAGUGUGAAUACUGGUCUGGCCCUUGAUUACGUGAAGAACAAUGUGUUCAGUGCUUCACCUGGGAGCAGAUCCCAGCAAGGAGUUCCACAGAUACUGAUUCUCUUAAGUGGGAGAAAGUCAGAAGAUGAUGUCUUAGGUCCAGUGGAAAGAAUGAGAAAGACUGGAAUUGUAAUUUUCAGUGUUGGCAUGAUUGAUGCAGAAAGAGCGGAGAUGGAGCAAAUAGCACACAGCCCUAAAGCGAAGUAUUUAAUCAAGGGCAUUUCUGACUUUCCUCUUGUGAGAGAACAGUUGCUGUCAGACAUUGCAUCUCAUAAAGAUACUGACAGCCCUGGUGUAGGUUCAAGCACCAGUAUAAGGAGAAAUAUUGUCUUUCUCAUUGAUGGAUCUGAUGAUGUCAGGAGUCGAUUCCCUGCUUUACGUGAAUUUGUUGCAAAGAUUGUUGACGGCUUAGACCUGGACCAAGGAAAAGAUAAAGUAGCUGUUGUGCAGUAUAGCAACAAUGCUGAACUCAAUUUCAAUUUAAAUACCUACAAAACAAAAGAAGAUGUUCUUAAGCAUGUUGCAAGUUUAAAACCAAAAGGUGGAAGACCUCAGUAUAUUGGAGCAGCAUUGCAGUUUGUGAAGGAUAACGUCUUUAUUUCAAAGGCUGGAGGUCAGCAUCAGGAAGGUACCAAGCACAUACUCGUCAUAUUGGCUAGUGGAAGGUCUAGAGAUUCUCCACGAGGCCCUGCAAGUAAGCUGAAGGCUGAAGGGGUUGUCACAUUUGCAAUUGGAUCAAGAAUGACAAAUUCCGCUGAGAUGCAAGUCAUUUCCGCUGACCCAAAUUAUGCCUACUCAGUCCCUGACUUUGUAAAUCUCCCUCGUAUUCAACAAAGUUUAAUGAGUCAUCUCACUCAAAUGGGGGCUGAGGAUGAAACUAAAGCAGACAAACAUAUUGAAAAUGGAAGAGACAUAGUUUUUCUUUUGGAUGGAUCUGAUAACACCAGCAAUGGAUUUUCAGCAAUUCAAGAUUUCCUGUACAAAGUAAUAGAAAAGUUAAACAUUGGACCAAAUGAAGACAGAGUUGCUGUUAUUCAAUUCAGCAAUGUGGCACGAGCCAAUUUGUUUUUAAAUUCCUUUAUGAAGAAGGAAGCUGCCCUGACAGCUGUCAGAAGGCCCUCAGGUGGAACACCUCUGAAAAUGGGUGCAGCUCUCACAUAUGUUAAAGAAAAUGGAUUCACAACUGCCUCAGGUAGCAGAUACACCGUGCUACAAACUCGUGUUGUUUUAAGUGGUGGGCCAUCAAAUGACAGUGUGGAUUUGCCCCAUGUCACAAUAUUAACCAUUGGAACAAAAUACGCUGACCCUAAAGAAAUGGAGAUAAAGUGCUGA
Molecule: messenger RNA, 6570 nt
Organism: Notothenia coriiceps (black rockcod)
Lineage: Eukaryota; Metazoa; Chordata; Actinopteri; Perciformes; Nototheniidae
Product: collagen alpha-3(VI) chain-like
Exons: 12
Coding region: 40-6570 (2176 amino acids)
Source: RefSeq, a predicted model, not a curated record